UUGGUCUGCGCAGGCACAGUGCACAGUACUCGGGUUGUUUCAGCCAGGCCAGCCAGCCGGCCGUUUACCGUACGUUGAGUGCCUUCCUGCCGCAUCAUACAGCCCUAGCCAACUACUGUUUGUCUUCUCGCAUCAAGUUGGAUUUUUCCUGGAUAUCUUCAUUUUAGUUGUUACAGAAUAUUGCAGCAGUGAUGUCGAAUCUUCAGCGAGUAUAUGUUGUUGGAGUAGGUAUGACGAAGUUCUUCAAGCCUGGCAAAGCUUUUGGGGACUUCCAUGACCUUGCCAAGCAAGCGGGCCAGGCAGCGCUAGAGGAUGCCAAACUCCCCUUCGAUGCAGUGGAACAGGCCGUCUGCGGAUAUGUCUAUGGGGAUACUACGUGUGGACAGAGGGCAGUGUAUGAGAUUGGUAUGACUGGAAUCCCCAUUUACAAUGUUAACAAUGCCUGUGCCACAGGAUCCACUGCGCUGUUCCUGGCCAAGCAGCUGGUAGAGGGCGGUAGAGCAAACUGCGUCAUGGCGUUGGGUUUUGAAAAGAUGCAGCGAGGCUCUUUAACUACACAGUUCCAAGAUCGUGCUAAUCCUAUGGAGAAGUUUGUUGAAGUGAUGUCUGAACUUCAUGAUAUUACUCCAUCCCCGAUGGCUGCUCAGCUGUUCGGAAAUGCUGGAAGAGAGCACAUGCAGAAAUUUGGAACCACACCAGAACAUUUGGCCAAGAUCGCUUACAAGAACCACAAGCACUCAACUAACAACCCGAAUUCUCAAUUUCAAAAGGAAUACUCUAUGGAUGAGAUAAGGAACUCACCAAAAGUCUAUGAACCACUUACAAAAUUGGAAUGCUGUCCUACAUCUGAUGGAGCAGCAGCGGCCAUCUUGUGCAAUGAAGAGUUUGUAAUCAAUCAUGGCUUGCAGAAUCAGGCUGUCGAGAUCGCUGGCAUGACGAUGAAAACAGAUAAACCAAACACAUUUGAAGAUAAGAGCUCUAUGAAACUAGUUGGUUAUGACAUGACUAGGCGAGCAGCAGAGACUCUAUUCAGCAAGACGGGAGCUAGUGUUAGUGACGUAGAUGUGGUGGAACUACACGACUGUUUCGCAGCCAAUGAACUUAUCACGUACGAAGCACUGGGACUCUGUGAUGAAGGUAAAGCUGGAGAGUUCAUAGACAGUGGUGAUAACACGUAUGGAGGAAAGUUUGUCGUCAACCCAAGUGGAGGUCUCAUUUCUAAGGGCCAUCCUCUCGGAGCCACAGGUCUAGCACAGUGCGCUGAGCUUUGUUGGCAGCUACGAGGCCUGGCAGGCAAGAGACAGGUAGAGGGCGCUAAACUAGCUUUGCAACACAACAUCGGACUCGGAGGAGCAGUAGUGUGUGGUUUAUACAGGAUGGGAUUCCCACAAGGAGACAGACCGAGGUAUAACGUCCAGGCCAAUCUAACCUCUGCAGAGGAAUUCAAAUGUGAAGCUACCUUUAGAGAAAUUGAGAAUGUUCUCAAAGAGAAAGGGGCGGAGAUGGUGGAUAAAAUCAAAGGUGUGUAUGGUUUCAAGGUGUCAGGAGGACCAGGAGGAAAGUCCGCUUCAUGGAUCGUCGAUGUCAAAAAUGGAAAUGGAUCAGUCGAGAAGAACUCAUCAAAGAAAGCCGACUGCACAUUUAAAUUGAGUGAUGCCGACUUGGUUGAUCUGAUGACUGGAAAACUGAAUCCUCAGAAUGCCUUCUUCUCUGGGAAGCUCAAGAUCAGUGGAAACAUGGGAUUGGCCAUGAAGCUACAGCAACUCAAACCACCAACACCAAAGGCUAAGUUAUAGAGAUCAGGGUUCAAUCCCCCUCCUGAGAUUACCAUUCCUUCCAUUGCUGGUCCAUUCGUCCAUCCAGCUAUGGAACGUCAGUUUGAAAUUCUCGCUAUAGGCAAUAACUAAAAGUUCCCUGAUGGCAUGAAUUUGCUGCUCAAUAUGUGCACUGAAUUAGAAAUUACACUUGUUCUAUGAUAAGUAACCAAACAACUUCCGGUCUACUCAUACUGUGUACUAUUCUUACAUUCAAGCUACCAGAGGUUACUGGGUCACAAAGUAAACAACGUAAGCUACAUUUGGGAACCUUUAAUUAUUGUUGAUAGCAAGAUUUGUGUUAGUUUUAAAGAUACUGCUAUUAUGAUUAUUGACCCCCCAAAUCAAAAUUGGGUAAUUUGGGUUUGAACACCCAGUGGAGAAUAUUUCCAGCUUUUACAAUCUGAGAUGUCCAUCGACUUGAAGGAAUUCCGUUGGAGGACUCCAUUGUAAUUUGAACUCACACUUCAUCAUCAUGUGUCAUUUUAUCAUGUAGUGUAUAUGCCAUCAGACAAAUCAAAAUUAUGUUGGAUUUAUUAUCUGUCAUCCAUUAUUUGAUAAUUGGACAUGUGUAAUGUUCCAUCCACUAUGCAUCAUGAUUAGAUGCUUAUGAGGCAGAAAAGAUUGAAAAAAGGAAACAUA
Lytechinus variegatus (green sea urchin) is the source of this 2456-nucleotide messenger RNA. Its product is annotated as sterol carrier protein 2-like. The transcript has 14 exons. The coding region runs from base 192 to 1796 and encodes 534 amino acids. The record is from RefSeq and is a predicted model, not a curated record. NCBI's taxonomy places the organism in Eukaryota, Metazoa, Echinodermata, Echinoidea, Temnopleuroida, Toxopneustidae. Gene Ontology annotation, molecular function: acyltransferase activity, transferring groups other than amino-acyl groups.